Messenger RNA from Mercenaria mercenaria, 840 nucleotides. Its product is annotated as claudin-18-like. NCBI's taxonomy places the organism in Eukaryota, Metazoa, Mollusca, Bivalvia, Venerida, Veneridae. The record is from RefSeq and is a predicted model, not a curated record. The transcript is spliced from 4 exons. The coding region runs from base 81 to 602 and encodes 173 amino acids. Gene Ontology annotation, cellular component: plasma membrane.
CGUGUGCCAUAUUACCGGCAAAGAAAACAGAUUCAGAUCGGAGGGUGGUGUGUUUAGACGUUUUGCAAGUAUACUCAAAGAUGAAUAAAGUGCUUGCAGUCGGUAUUCUGUGUUGUCUAGGAGCUACUGUUGUCAGUAUUAUAAGUACUUCAAUUCCGCCCUGGCUUUAUCUUGAAGAAACUAUUUAUGGCCAAACAAUUACUGUAUACGCCGGUUUAUGGAAGACUUGUGUCAAAUCAGAUUCUACUGCAAACCCAUAUGUAUGCGCAAAUUUAGAGAAUGUGCCAGAUUGGUGGAAGUCAGUUCAAGCUCUGAUGAUUCUGGGAAUUCUAUUCCUGGCUCUGAGUACUUUCCUUGGAUGUCUUUAUUGCAAAGAUGACUCCAAACAAAGCCUGUUACAUGGUGCUAUGUUCACAUCCGUACUUGGAGGCAUUGUGCUGAUCGUAGCUGUAAUUGUCUUUGGAGUGAAAGAAAACAAAUCCAGCUCACAAUUCCAAUUCCACGCUUGUUUCUACCUAGCCCUGGUGUCCGGAGCAGAUGCGAUCGUAGCAGCAGCACUUAUGGCAAUUUCGAAACGCCGCGGAGGAUAUAUUUCGAUAUAACAUUUGCAGCUCAAUAAAAAACUUGUAUCGCUUAUACUGUUUAUGAUUGUUACUGUUUGUAAUUUUGAACGAUUUACUUUCGAUAAGGUAGUUUUGCACGUACGGAUAUUUUUCUACAAUGUAGUAUUUGGACCUCACACAAGUUUUUAUAAUGGAAGUCAAUUUUGAUCACAUUUUCGCAAACAGAUUUUUUACGAUGUACGAGAGAUAGAAAUAAAUGAAUUGUCACAGUGGUAAA